This is a messenger RNA of Penicillium soppii, 2109 nucleotides long. RefSeq names its product putative C6 transcription factor. Gene Ontology annotation, molecular function: zinc ion binding; DNA binding; DNA-binding transcription factor activity, RNA polymerase II-specific. NCBI's taxonomy places the organism in Eukaryota, Fungi, Ascomycota, Eurotiomycetes, Eurotiales, Aspergillaceae. The coding region runs from base 1 to 2109 and encodes 702 amino acids. The record is from RefSeq and is a predicted model, not a curated record. The transcript has a single exon. Gene Ontology annotation, biological process: regulation of DNA-templated transcription; DNA-templated transcription.
AUGGUUGUCUCCCAUCUUGUCCCGCUUGCUCCCGCACCUGUAAGGGCUCCGUCCCUGGACGCGGUCAAUUGCUCCUUUGAUACCGAGCUGACGACUGCAAUGCCCUUUAACUGCCAAUCAUGUGUACGGAAAAAGGUCAAGUGUAAUCGCGCGGUACCAAAGUGCGCUAGUUGCAGCAAGGCGAAGCUCCACUGCGUCUAUCAGUCGCCGCCGCCGCGCAAGAGGAAGCGCAGUCGGGGCGAAGAAGACGUCCAUGAGCGUCUAGCACGGUACGAGCGUAUCUUGCAAAACCACAACCUCCUCCCGACGGCCGCUGCAUCGACCCCAAGUGGCAGAGACACGGAAAUUUCCACGAUCAGCACACGGGCCCCGACUCCUGUGUUGUCAGAUUCGCAACCUGGCCCUACGGCUGGCAAAGUAGUACUUUCCACCCACGGCAGAUCUCGCUGCAUUGACAAUGUCUUGCUGCUGGACGCCGGCGAAGGGGAUCUAUGUGACUUACCUGAGUCCAAACAAGAAGAUUACAACCACGACGAAAACAGCCCCGAUGAAGGCACACUGACGAGUCUUCUCGGCGCUCUCGCCGCACAUACGAUCUCAGGCGCAGUAAUAGGAAGCAUGCAGAGCCUCACCGACCUACACCCUACUUACGAGGAGGCAGCCAAACUCUGGCAAGUCUAUACGACGAACGUCGAUCCCCUUUGCAAGAUUCUCCACGUUCCAACGGUCGCCAAGAUGUUCGACGCUGUCUCUGAGCACCCUGCGGCCGCUUCUAAGAACGAUGAAUGUCUGAUGUUUGUCAUCUACUAUUUCGCCGUUUUCUCUAUGUCGGACGCCGACUGUUCGCGCGAGUUCAAUCAUUCAAGGGCACAGUUGUUGUCCAGAUAUCAGACCACAGUCAUCCAGGCAUUGGUCAAUGCGUCGUGGCUCAAGACAACCGCGAUGCCGAUUCUGCAGGCUUACACACUCUUCCUUAUUGCCUUGCGCACUCAGAUUGACUCACACACCUUUUGGAUCUUGACGGGGAUCGCGAUUCGCCUAGCGCAGCGCAUGGGACUACACCGGGACGGCGAAAGCCUCGGAUUGCCUCCAUUUGAGGUCCAGAUGCGCCGGCGGCUCUUUUGGCAACUCUUGCCCCUGGACAGUUAUGCUGGCCAAACAUCCGGCACGGGUAUAUCCAUUUCGCCCAGCAGUUGGGACACUAAGCAACCACUAAACAUCAACGAUGACCAGAUCUUCCCUAGCAUGACCCAGCCGCCCUGUGAGCAACGAGGCGCCUCGGAGAUGAUUUUUUGCUUAUCCCGGAUGGAGCUGUCCAAAUUCUACAUUCAAACGGGUGCCAAGCUGGAGGAACAUGGGGAUGCAAUCCAGUUUCGGGAUGCUGAGGACACUGAGCGUCUGAUUGAUAAGGUGGAAGACCUCAUCGAGAUCAAGUUUCUGCGGUACUGUGAUAUCCUGAAUCCCUUGCACUUUCUGACCACCGGCAUUGUGCGCUCGGCCAUUAAUUCCGUCCGACUACGUGCCCGGAUGCCGCUACUCAAGCAACAAACUAUCACCGAUGCCCAACGGAGACACCUCUGCGCCCUUGCGGAAAAGGUGCUCGACACCAACAGUACCAUUUUCAAUAACCCCAGCACGCAGAAUUUUCGGUGGCAUAUGCAGGCCUUCUUCUUAUGGGAUGCUCUUCUCUGUAUUCUCCGAAGCAUCGCAGAGGUGGGAUUCUAUUCGCCGUCCGAGCUCGCCUCUGCGUGGAGAAAGGUUGCGGAAGUCUACGCCAAUCACGACGAAUUGGCUAAGGCCCGAAGGACCCUGUACGUCACCAUUGCUAAGGUCACUCUGAAGGCCUGGCUAGCAAAUCCGCCCAGCCAUUCCUCUACCGAGCCAGCGUUCAUCACCGCGCUACUCGCCCAACACGAACCCAAGCGCACUAACCGGCAGCAAGACAGCGUAUUGUCGGGGGACAAGGAUGCAGGUGGGGCUUCUUCUUUCGAUGAACUUUUCAAUAACAUGGACGGGACCGACCUGGGAAUGAAUAACGCCUUCAAUCUCGAGUCUUCUUCAGAUUGGCUGUUCUGGGACCAAAUAUGUCGAGGAACAAGUCUGAGCUGA